CCUUUACAAAGGCUUCGAUUUGAGCAGAGGAAAAUAUUGAUAUGUUAUCGUGACCAGUUGAAGACAGCUCAAAUCCGAAAGGCCAAGGGCUUAGACAAGGGCCCCCAUGCUGACUGUAGCCAUCGUAGCUUGCUUGAUAUGAGAGAACUUACACAGUUGAACAGCCUGUUUAAGAACAGCAGCUUGACCGCAUUCCAGCGCAUGUGUCCGACGGCGCCGCGGUACAGAACAGACUAUCCCGGGCUUAAGGGAUACAUCGUGCAAGAAAUGGGCAAUAUAGCUUCCAACGAGCGUGUUCAGUCCAGCGAGCGAAGAGCAUCCGAGCAUUGGAUCUCGAUUCCUCCCGAUGCGCAGACUCCGAGCUGCGUCGUCUGCAGCUCCUGUGGGACCUCGCCAAUAUCCGAGUUUUCUUCGAACCAACCCCCAGUACCACAUCAGACUCUUAUACCAGAUGAGGCAUAGAUAGAGGACAGA
Phanerochaete carnosa HHB-10118-sp is the source of this 474-nucleotide messenger RNA. RefSeq lists its product as uncharacterized. Bases 139 to 462 code for a protein of 107 amino acids. The record is from RefSeq and is a predicted model, not a curated record. Lineage: Eukaryota; Fungi; Basidiomycota; Agaricomycetes; Polyporales; Phanerochaetaceae. The transcript has 4 exons.